Messenger RNA from Helicoverpa armigera (cotton bollworm), 10182 nucleotides. RefSeq names its product neogenin (gene fra). The transcript is spliced from 36 exons. Gene Ontology annotation, molecular function: protein binding. The coding region runs from base 235 to 6603 and encodes 2122 amino acids. Gene Ontology annotation, biological process: cell-cell adhesion. Gene Ontology annotation, cellular component: membrane. NCBI's taxonomy places the organism in Eukaryota, Metazoa, Arthropoda, Insecta, Lepidoptera, Noctuidae. The record is from RefSeq and is a predicted model, not a curated record.
AACGCGUAAACGCGGCUGCGUUCACAUCACAUAAACCCGGGGCGGGCAUUGCCCUUUCAUUAUUGAGUUGUGUUUCCGAACGCAGAGGUGCUCGCUCAAAAAUGGCGGAUCGCCCGAAGUAACAUCGACUUAACGCUGUGUGAAUUUAAAGACAAAUAUUCGUGUAUUUUAUGUGAAAAUGUGAUUGGUAUGAAUUAAAACAUAUUGUGUAGUGUUGUUUGUGUGUUUUGCAACAUGUGGCGGACAGGGAUGUGUCGUUUCGGUGUCGGGAACUGGAUAUUCUUGUUCGCCUGUCUCCAUUUGUUUACAUACGCUCAAGGUGGCGAGGACCCAGCAGACCCGGGGGUCCGCUUUACGACGGAGCCGGCGGACGCGGUGCUGGCGCCGGGCGAGGCGGCGCUGCUGCCGUGCUCGGCGACCUCGAGGCGCGCCAUCCGCCUCGCGUGGCGACACAGCGUCUCCGCCACGCCGACCCGGGACCAUGCCAUUACGGAUACUGAUAAGUAUAGGAAGCAACUGCCAAACGGGUCGCUGUCAAUAACGGAGAUGUCAGCAGCGCUGGCGGGGCAGUACCAGUGCGUGGCCACCGUGGACGGGGUCGGCACCAUCCUGUCGCGAGUCGCCAGCGUCUUCCUAGCCGAGGUGCCGGAGCUAGUGGGCGGCGCCCGCUCAGUGCUGGGGUCUGCGGGGGGCGCCGCGCUGCUGUCGUGCGGGGUGCGCGCCCCGCCGCGGCUGGCGCUGCGCCUGCUGUCCGCCGCGCCCGACAGGAAGGUGUACGGCGCCGCCCGGCUGCACAACGCGCCGCCGCUGCUCAAGCUGAACGUGACGUGGCUGAAGAACGGCCAGCCGCUGCGCAUGGAGAGCACGCGCAUGUGGGUGACACCCAGCGGAGCCCUAGAGCUGGAGCCGCUGCGGCACCACGACGCUGCCGUGUACGCCUGCCGCGUGUCGCUGGCGAACGCGCCCAGUCAACACAAGAUAAGCGCGGAGACGGAGCUGCGCGUGAGUGCGGAGCCGGCCAGCGCGGAGUCGCCGCCGCGCUUCAUCGCCACGCCGCCGCCGCUCACCGUCAUGGAAGGAGCGUCGGUGACGUUCGACUGCGCGGCGGUGGGUAACCCCAAGCCGGAGAUGUCGUGGCUCAACAACGGCGCUGCUAUCGAUCUCAGUGACCUGGACUCUCGCUUCUACCUGGUGGGGUCGGGCUCGCUGCGGGUGCAGUCCGCCCGCGCGCUGGACGCCGGCGCCUACACCUGCCGCGCGCACAACCGCCUCGACUCCGCCGACCACUCCACGCAGCUGCAUGUGCUCACCCCUCCCCGCGUCACCCUACCCGGCGGGCCUGUAGUAACAGCUCGUGCUCGCGGCGACGUGACGCUGCGCUGCGAGGCGCGAGGCAGGCCGCCGCCCAGCGUCGCGUGGCUCAAGGACGGAGACCCGCUCACGCCGAACAACCAUGACAUCGCGCUGGUGGAUGGGUCCUCCCUCCGUAUCCAAGGCGUGCUGCGCGUGGACGCGGGCAUGUUCCAGUGCGUGGCCAGCUCGCCGGCCGGCCAGGCCGUCGCCGCGCUGCGGCUGCGCGUGCUGCCGCCAGAUGACGAGCUGACCAACAUCACAAUAGACUCGUCGAACCACGACUCCGACCAGGACCUAGCCCCCCCACCUGGUGAAGACGAAGACUUCCUCGGAGAGACCUCCUCAGCGUACACGUCAGAGCCUGACGUGGAGUAUGAGGAGUACACUGACGAUGAUGUGUUCCCCCGGGGCGAAGGGCUGGAGCUGGAGCGAGACAACGGCACGGCGGUGUCGGCGCCGCGGGGGCUGCGGGCUGUCAUCGUCAAGCACCGCUUCGUGACGCUGAGCUGGGAGCCGCCCGCGCAGGCCGAGGGGGACCUCACGGGGUAUGCUGUCGUGUAUCGAGUGAAGGGGAGUGAGAGAGAGCGCGUGUCCCGCGGCGUGGCGGGUCGGCACGAGAUGAACGUGGCCUCGCUGCAGCCCAACACCACCUAUCUAUUCAGUGUUCGAGCGUAUACUGACCAGCAUACCUCGCCGCCUAGUGACACCAUAGAAGUCCGCACCUCCGAGGAGGAGAUAACGCACGGUCCCCCGGUGGGCCUGCGCGGCGAGGCGCUGGGCCCGCACGCGCUGCGCCUCGCGUGGGCGCCCCCGGUCGCUGCGCCGCCGCCCACCAAGUACUCCAUACAGUAUACUGAGGUGGAUAGCGGUCGCGAGCAGUUCCAAUGGGUGGAAGCCGACGCCAGUGCCACCAGCAUCAGCAGCACUGUGAGCGGGCUCCGCGCGGCCAGCGCGUACUUACUGCGCGUGGCGGCGGCGGGCGGCGCGGCGGCCGAGCUGCGGCUGCGAACACCCAGCGACGCGCCCGCCGCGCCGCCCGCUAAUGUCACUGUCGUCGCCACUAGUGCCACUGUGAGUAUCACCAGCAUCAGCAGCACCGUGAGCGGGCUCCGUGCGGCCGAGCUGCGGCUGCGAACACCCAGCGACGCGCCCGCCGCGCCGCCCGCUAAUGUCACUGUCGUCGCCACUAGUGCCACUGUGAGUAUCACCAGCAUCAGCAGCACCGUGAGCGGGCUCCGUGCGGCCGAGCUGCGGCUGCGAACACCCAGCGACGCGCCCGCCGCGCCGCCCGCUAAUGUCACUGUCGUCGCCACUAGUGCCACUGUGAGUAUCACCAGCAUCAGCAGCACCGUGAGCGGGCUCCGUGCGGCCGAGCUGCGGCUGCGAACACCCAGCGACGCGCCCGCCGCGCCGCCCGCUAAUGUCACUGUCGUCGCCACUAGUGCCACUUCGAUCCUAGUCCGUUGGGAGGCCCCGCCAGCGCGCACACACCGCGGGCCCCUCACAGGCUACAAGGUGCGCUACCGGGCCGCAGCGCCGGAGUCGGGGCCCGCGCCGGCACCGGGGCCCGGGGGCCCGCGUCGCAAGGCCGACUCGCUCACCACGCCGGCCGACCAGAGGAGAGCCGAGCUCAGGGGACUUGAUACUGCUACUACUUAUCAGAUCCGCGUAUGUGCGAUCAACGCGAACGGCUCUGGUCCGUUCAGCGAGUGGGUGUCGGCGAGCACGCAGCGCCACGAGCUCGACGAGAGCCGCGUGCCGCCGCAGCCGCCGCCGCUCACCACCCGCGCGGGCCGCGACUGGAUCUCGGUGUGGUGGGGCGAGGAGGUGGGCGGCGUGGUGGUGCGCGGCUACGUGCUGGGCUGGGGGCUGGGUGUACCUGAUGACGCCGCGCGGGAUCUGCCCGCGCAUCUGCACUCGCAUGUUAUACGCGGUCUUGAAUCGAACGCGGAGUACGUUAUCUCUCUCCGUGCGUCGAACUCCCGCGGCCUGGGCCCCGCUGUGUACGCCACCGUGCGGACCCGGGCCCCGGCUGAUGAUGACGCCGAGCCUGACGACGAGGAUGAUGAUGAUGAUGAUGAAGUGGACGAGCCGCCGCCGCUCAUACCGCCUGUGGGGGUGAAGGUGAUCAUGCUAAGCGGAACAACAGCUGUGGUGUACUGGACGGAUCCCACGCUACCCAAGGGACAGACGGCGACGGACGGUCGUCGCUACGUGGUGCGGUGGUCGAGCGCGGGCGGGCGAGCGCGCACGUUCAACGCGACCGACCUCAACUGCAUGCUGGACGAGCUGCGCCCCUUCACGCAGUACGAGUUCGCUGUUAAACUUAUUAAAGGCGGUCGCGAGUCAGCGUGGUCGAUGCUGGUCUCUAACACGACGCUGGAGGCGGCGCCCGGCUCCCCCCCGCGCGAGCUGCGCCCCGCGCCCGCGCCGCCGCCCGCCUCGCCCGCGCGGGCCGUCGACCUCACGUGGCAGCCGCCCGCCAAGCCGAAUGGGGUCAUUACUGGCUACGUGAUAAUGUAUGCGGUGUCUCGCGGCGGUGCGGGCGGCGAGGAGUGGACGGCCGUGGCGGCGCUGGGCGAGCGGACCCGCACCAGGGUCGAGCGGCUCCGCCCCCGCACCACCUACCUGUUCAAGCUGCAGGCGCGGAACAGCAAGGGGCUCGGCCCCUUCUGCGCGCCCGUCGCCUACAGCACCGCGCCCGACGCGCCCGACGGGCUCGCCAGCGCCACCUCCGCCUGGCUGUGGGCCAGCGCCGGCGGCGCCUGCGCCGUGCUGGCGCUGGCCGCCGCGCUCGCGCUCUCGCUCUGCUGCCGCCGCGCGCAGCCGCCGCUGUCGCCCGACACCAGCACAUACCAGAAGUCGUCAGCGUCAGCGGGCAUCAAGCCGCCGGACCUGUGGAUCCACCACGACCAGAUGGAGCUGAAGCACAUGGACAAGUCGCUGCACAGCUCCGCCAGUAAGAUAUCAGCGGGCAGCGUGGAGGGCGGCGCGCUGAUGUCCUCCACCCUCACACUGGGCCGCUCGGCGCCCGCCGAGUACGAGCCCGCGCGGCACCCGCCGCCGCCCGCCUCGCUCGACAGGCGGCAUCAUGUGCCUACAUAUGUCGGUCAUAUAGCAUCAUCACUGGGCCGCUCCGCGCCGCCGACGAGCCGCGCGGCACCCCCGCCGCCCGCCUCGCUCGACAGGCGGCAUCAUGUGCCUACAUAUGUCGUAUAUAGCAUCACCUCACACUGCCGCUCCGCGCCCGCCGAGUACGAGCCCGCGCGGCACCCGCCGCCGCCCGCCUCGCUCGACAGGCGGCAUCAUGUGCCUACAUAUGUCGGUCAGUAUAUAGCAUCACCCUCACACUGCCGCUCCGCGCCCGCCGAGUACGAGCCCGCGCGGCACCCGCCGCCGCCCGCCUCGCUCGACAGGCGGCAUCAUGUGCCUACAUAUGUCGCAUCACCCUCACACUGCCGCUCCGCGCCCGCCGAGUACGAGCCCGCGCGGCACCCGCCGCCGCCCGCCUCGCUCGACAGGCGGCAUCAUGUGCCUACAUAUGUCGGUCAGUAUAUAGCAUCACCCUCACACUGCCGCUCCGCGCCCGCCGAGUACGAGCCCGCGCGGCACCCGCCGCCGCUCGCCUCGCUCGACAGGCGGCAUCAUGUGCCUACAUAUGUCGGUCAGUAUAUAGCAUCACCUCACACUGCCGCCCGCGCCCGCCGAGUACGAGCCCGCGCGGCACCCGCCGCCGCCCGCCUCGCUCGACAGGCGGCAUCAUGUGCCUACAUAUGUCGGUCAGUAUAUAGCAUCACCUCACACUGCCGCUCCGCGCCCGCCGAGUACGAGCCCGCGCGGCACCCGCCGCCGCCCGCCUCGCUCGACAGGCGGCAUCAUGUGCCUACAUAUGUCGGUCAGUAUAUAGCAUCACUCACACUGCCGCUCCGCGCCCGCCGAGUACGAGCCCGCGCGGCACCCGCCGCCGCCCGCCUGCUCGACAGGCGGCAUCAUGUGCCUACAUAUGUCGGUCAGUAUAUAGCACCCUCACACUGCCGCUCCGCGCCCGCCGAGUACGAGCGCGCGGCACCCGCCGCCGCCCGCCUCGCUCGACAGGCGGCAUCAUGUGCCUACAUGUCGCAUCACCCUCACACUGGGCCGCUCCGCGCCCGCCGAGUACGAGCCCGCGCGGCACCCGCCGCCGCCCGCCUCGCUCGACAGGCGGCAUCAUGUGCCUACAUAUGUCGGUCAGUAUAUAGCAUCACCCUCACACUGGGCCGCUCCGCGCCCGCCGAGUACGAGCCCGCGCGGCACCCGCCGCCGCCCGCCUCGCUCGACAGGCGGCAUCAUGUGCCUACAUAUGUCGAGUCGCGCUCGGUGUCGGCGGCGGGCUCGGACGACACGGCCGUGCUGCGCGCGUCGCCGUGCGAGCCGUGCCGCCGCUGCGAGCGCUGCGACUGCGACGACCGACACGACCGACUCGACCGACACGACCGCCUCGACUACAUCACUAAACCGAUGACAGGCAUGGGCGUGGGCGUGGGAUGCGCGAACACGUGCGAGCGCCGCCCGCACGCGCGCAUGCCGCAUCCCGACCAGAGUACGCCACUACUCGCGAACGUGGGUCCGCUGGGGUCACCGCAGUCAUCGCUCGCGUCACUACAGCCGCUACACCCGCCGCCCGCGCCAUGCGGUUCGGGCACGUGUCCACUGGGCGCAGCGUGCUCGGCGCCGGGCGCGGGUGUGGGCGGCUCGGCGCCGGGCGCGGGUGUGGGUACCGGCGACAUCUACGCCUCGGCCGCGCGCGAGCGAGGGCACUAUGUGGCGUAUGAGCCGCUCGGACACUACACGCAUCGUGACUCGCUAAGCAGCGAGGCGGGUGGCGGCGCGGUGAGCGCGGGCGGGUCCCUGCAGCGGCGGCACGGGGGCCCGCAUGGGCCCGCACUGGGGGGCCCGCACGGGGCCCCGGGGCCGCACGGCGCGCUGCACAGCUUCGCGCUGUCGGACAACGCGUCGGACCACUCCACGCCCACGCACUCGCACUCACGAGGCAGCGUCCGCGACACGUCGCCGUACAAGAAGAGCGCCAGCUCCUCGCCCGGACACAUCCCCAACCGGCUGCAGCUCGGUGGUGCAGUAGGGCACUGUCCCUCCGAGCUGGAGCCGCUGACCCCCUCGCGCUCGACGGAGCGGCUGCACCGCGAGAUGCAGAACCUGGAGGGGCUGAUGAAGGACCUGUCCGCCAUCACGCAGCAGCAGUUCCACUGCUAGCGCCGCCACUCCGCCUGCACCUGCAGACACUCGCUCACUGACCAGGUGAUGUGUCAGGCGUCCCCGCCCGUAUGUACUUGUCGCUACUGACUGACCGACCGCGUGCAGCGCCAGUUACCGCCGUACCUCUGCACUUGUAGGUAUUGACUGCUAGCAUUAGACAUGGAGACAACAUGGUGUGAUCAGAGCAGCUAUACGCCAGGGUCCAGUGAAACCUCUGAUGACCUCUAGUUCUAUGUAAAACUUUGUGGGACCUAAAAAGAGAAAGAUGUAAUUAUGAUUAUCUACGUCAAAGUUUCAAUAGACGGAGUGACCAUCGAGCAAGAUAAUUUUGCUACCUCAGGUCUAAUAGGUCUCAUACAUUCAUAGUGAGUGACUGUUUGACUACUACAACAUUAUUGAAGAUUUAUAAAUUAGAGCGUAUUGAGCAGGGGUGUCACAAAGCAGUCAUAGGUAUGUCGAUAAUCAGGUGUGAUGGCGGUCAGUCAAUGAGUACAAGUAACAACACUAGCAGUACUUACGAGAUAAAAUGGUGGUGUUGACGCGUUGUUCGUGUAUUAAAUUACCGUUUGUGAGAAAUAUGAACUAUUACAUAUAUGUACAGAACAGAUGUUCUGUCGGACGGAAUAUAAUCAAAGACUACAAGUAAGAAGUGACGAGUAUUUGUAAUAACUAGAUGUAACACCAAGGUUUUUUUUACUGAAAUAUGUAAAACACAACGCCAUGAAGUUUUUUUAUACUUAUAGACAAAUGUGACAUUUUAGCAGCUUUAUUAUUUUAGAUGAGUUUUAUACAAUUGUCCCCGCGGGUGCCAUCUCUCGAUACUUAAUAUUAAUUUAUAUUAAUAGGUUAAUUAACUACAAACAUAUUUAAAAUUAAUGAUUUCUACACUUUUGUGUCAUCACUGCCUUUUCUUAUAACUUUAUAUGUUUUAUUUAGUUUUCUUGCAAUGUACACUAAACGUAAAGAGAUGUACCACGCAUCGAUAACUUUCAUAUCGAUAAAGUGACUAUCGAUAAGUUUAAUCGAUAUCGAUAUAUGUAUGUUAUUAGAAAACUAAAUGAAACGUAAUUAUAUGUACAUUGUGAUCUUAUAUUUAGUUAAUAUUGUGUAUAUACGUAGUUUAGUUAUCCGUGUAUACCCCUUAGAGUAAGUUUAGUUUUCUAAUUGUUUGACUGAUAUUAUUGCUAAAGGCCGUCGCACACUGCAGCGCAACAUUACCUUAUAUCCAGUUACUGAACGCAAAACUGAAAUAUUAUUCUUAUACAUUUUGAGAUGAUUAAAAAUGAUAUGAAAAAUAAUAAUUAUUAAUUAUGUAGGUGCUGAGCAAAGUGGUACUUUUUGCUUUUUUUCAAGUGAAUGAACUUAACAUCAUUCCAAUAUUUUUAUAGAAAAUAUCACUGGUUUAAUAUGAUAAAACAAUGCUACACUGCAGUGCGCGCAAAAUGGAACAAAAACAACUAAAGGUGGUUACACACUUUUUGACUUAAAUCAAGUGUGUAACUGCCCUAACUCGCUCAACAGUAAUAGUGUAGCCUCGGCCUACUCCGCUCAACCGGUUACAGUUAACUUUAACUACAUAGUUAUAAAGCUCGUGUAUAUGUUUAUGUAAAGAACUAGUCACGUAAAUAUAUACUUAAGUACUGUAAGUAGCUAGGCAGGUGCGUACCAUACUGUGACGUCAUCGAUACUAAAAUACAUUUGGUUGCAAACAUAUUGGGUCAGUUGCAAAACUACGAUAUUGAAUAAACUUGUGAAUAAGUACUUUCUUUAUAAAUAAAUUAAUCUAAAAAUCGUUCAGUCUUUCAAUUUCUAUUUAAUAUAAAAAUGUGUGGUAGUUUUUGUGACUGAUCCGAUAUGGGUAUGUUUCAAUUAGCAAUCUUUUUCUUCUACAAGUUUGUGUAAAAAGUUAAAGAAGUGUUUCCGACUUAUUUGUAUAAAUAUCGGAACUAUCGUUGUGUAAAAACCUUAAAUUUUCGAUGCAAUAAUACUAAAAAUGCGUACUUUUAAAUUCUACUUAAUUCAAAGUAGUGAUAUUAUAAGUACAUAUGUAUGUGGAUAGAAGUAAUUGUGAUACUAGUAUCGACGACGUCACAGCACUCGAAGCGUACAUAAAACAAUGUUUUCCCAUAAUUGGAUGUAGAUUACAUUUAUAUACAUUUACUAAACGCGACUCUUCCUACUUUAAGUAAAUUAUUGUAAAAACAUCUUUUGAUACUAGUAAGUAUAUUUGUAAAUUUGCAAUUUCCUACACAACACGUAUUUUGAAUAAUAUUAGGGUGUCGACACACUGGUGCGUCACGCAGUGGUCGCAGUGUGUCGAUGCCCUAGCACUCACGUUUGCAUCGUCAAGUUGAAGUUAUGUGGCUGCAGAUCUGUGGAAUAACUUAUCUAUCUAUCAAUUUUUUGCGGUUGCAGAUGGAAAUUAUCAUUCUAAUGCGAAAAUUCAAACUCUAGUCGCAAAUUAACUUUAGAUAUGUUAUAGAAAUGCAGCCUUACACAUCGAUAAAUUCAUUCUUAAAUAUUAAUUUCAAAAAAUUAUGUGCAUAAAUCGCUGAAGGUGCCCUUAAUUUUGCAUACCUAAUAUUUUAUCUAGAGAUUGUACAUACAGUGUUCCAGUGUUCCACAGAUCUGAUGUCACUACGAUACAUUUUUGUAAAAAUUUUGUAAUUUGAGUGGUCGGCGUUAACUUGCAUUCUCUUAUAUACCUGUCUGUACAUAGCGCUGUAAGUAUGUACUCAUGUCACGCGCGCGCCUGAACAUACUCGGUUAUAUAGUUCGUGCGAUAAUCAACUCUAUUCGUGAAGGAAUAGAGUGUAUAUCAGUAUGGCCACUGUAAGGAAUUGCACGAGAAUUGAUUAUGUAAAUCGUAUCGUUAUAUUGACAGCUUGGAGAUAUAUUUUUUAUUUAGUAAAAUAACUCGCUCUUCGCUGUCAAUGUGAUUGUACCGAACCGAACUUCCUCAAUAGUAUAUGAUGUAAUUUUUAACAAUAAAGAUUUCCGAAAAUAUUAUAAUUUGAAAGUCAAAUGUUGGAACCAAUAUUGACGACUUUCUUUGUUUUACUGGAAUGGUAAUAUCGAUAUUUUGACUUAUCGAAUUCGACAUUAUUGGUAUUUACACAUGCUUAUAUCAAUGAUAUUUGGUUAAAAAGAUUUGGGUAAGCAUGUAUGUAAAACGAGUUAGGCCCAAUUCGUCAUUUUAGUGAUUUGGCAUCCAUAAAAAACGUGUCCCGAUUUGUCAUUCCAUAAAAUAUUUUAUUUUGCUUAGUCCCAAUUGGUCAUCCGUACUUUAUUUUGUAAAAAGUACUGUCAACAAGAAAAGCUUUACAAUAUUGUGUAAUGUUUUUUUAAUUUAUAUUAAUAAAAUCGCGAUUUCAACGGCGUCACACAACGCACGACCAAAACCAAGACACCAGGGUCGCAUAAAUCGGAUGAGUAAUAUACCAAUCAUCGAGUGUCCAUGGAACUGCCCACCAUGUACUAGGACCGCAUAACUUACAGGAGUAUAGCAGUCAAGAGUGUCAGGAUUUUACAUUUUAUAUACUAAUUGUAGAUAAAUAUACCAAUUUACACCAUGUC